Molecule: messenger RNA, 3531 nt
Organism: Gregarina niphandrodes
Lineage: Eukaryota; Apicomplexa; Conoidasida; Eugregarinorida; Gregarinidae
Exons: 2
Coding region: 1-3531 (1176 amino acids)
Biological process (GO): centrosome duplication; establishment or maintenance of microtubule cytoskeleton polarity; mitotic spindle organization
Cellular component (GO): spindle pole; centrosome; microtubule plus-end
Molecular function (GO): microtubule plus-end binding; microtubule plus end polymerase activity
Source: RefSeq, a predicted model, not a curated record
AUGGAGCGGGAGACGAUUUUGCAGGACGAAUUUGGGUGGGCAUGGACCUUCCGCGAGAUCCACCGUAUUGGUCAGUUGUUGAGCGAGUCGAAUAGUGUGGGGACGGCGGGAGCAGUGGCAUCGAACCUUGUGGGGCGGUCUCCAGUGGUGACAGAUAGCUUGGGGCGGAAGUGGUGGUUGACGUAUGAGAUUAUGAAGGAAGGCUAUUUAAAGGUCUCUCUGCACUUUGACACGGUGCCUUGUCAGUUCAAACUUGCCCUAGAUACAUUUGACGCGGCGGGCGUCCGAAGUCCCGUCUUGUCCGGAGGGACACCCACUCUCGUGAGCGUGACCAACGACAUGUUCGCCAACGCCACCUUGGGCUCCGGACUCGCGCUCGCCCGCGGCACCGAAGGCGGCCAGUGCUUCCUCAUGCUAGCAUACAAGCACAAUGCACUCGCCCGCGAAGACCACGACGACGAAGGCGAAGAACCCGAGAAUACGGCUGGCCUCAACAACUCCAAGACGAGACCGGAAUCAGGCCCUACGUCCACGGCAGGUCCUACGUCCACGGCAGGUCCUACGUCCACGGCAGACCCAACGGCCACAGCAGGUCCUACGUCCACGGCAGACUCAACGGCCACAGCAGACCCUACGUCCACGGCAGGCGGGCUAGACAGAUCCAAAAUGAACUCCAAAAUGAAGUCAGGGCUAGGAAGUGAUCGGGGCCCCGCCUUUGGGCUCGCGACGGUCCCAAAUGCAGUACCCGUCUCAGCACCCAGAGACUCUCUUCCCGAAAGGUCUUGGGAGCGGAGCAAAGGCCUGAAUCACGCGGACGAGUACUCCAUCCCUCCAGGAUGCAGCGUCCCCCAAGAUCCAAGGACCUCCGGCCCACCUGGUCAGAAGCAAUUUAGUCGGGGCCCAUUCCGUCAGCACCCACCCGGUAGGGGUGUAUCCGGUCCGGGUGUAUCCGAUCCUGGAGGUGUAAACAUAGAUGAAGCGGACGAGUACUCUAUCCCGCCUGGUUGCGGUGGAGGUCGGGUUGUUAAUCCUCGGAGCACAGGUCAUCCUACCCCCCCGGAUUUGGGAAGCGGUCCCGACCCAGCUCCCUUGACCGAACCGUUUCCGGACGAGUAUGCCGUACCACCAGGCUGUGCGCCUCCGGCCAAACCAUUUCCCAAUAAUCGAGAAAGAACUCCGGCUGGAGGCCUUGUGACGCCUGUUCCCUUCAAGGCGUCCACUUCCGGACCGCCGGCCCGGUCUACCCCCGACCCGGGAACAACCGCUUUCCCUGGAACCGGCACCUUCCCUGGUCCAGGAACUGCCGCCUUCCCUGGUCCCGGACCCGGAUUUUCGGGGGCCGGCUUUCCGGGAGAAAGUGCAGGCGAGAGGGGCAACGAGGAGAUGCUGCAGCCGCCUGGGAGUCCUAUGAAGAAGAAGCCGGAAGAAGAGUUCCGCGGCAUGUCGGUCAAGGAGCUACUCACUGACUCGCGUUGGGAGGCCAAGGUGCACGGGCUCAAAUACGUACGGGAACAGCACCCCUCUGAGGAAGAGGCGGUGGACGUGCUCGACUCUCUGAAAGACAAAAGCGUACCUGUGCAGAAAGAGUGCGUCGAAACAGUGGGAUACCUGUGCAGGCUCUUGGGAGGCAGCGUUGACUCACCAGAGAAUCAACCCCAAGUCGACCCGGCCAGUCACCAGCGCCUCAAUAGCCAGACGGGAGAGCCCAUAGCACGAGAGCGGUUUGUGAGCUUGCUGCUGACUUGGUGGCAGGAGACGGCGGUACCGCUGAUCCUGAAGGGUUUAUUGAAUCAGCCUAAGAACCGGAGCGCAUUCACGGACAACGUUGGGGACAUUUUGUGGCUACUCGGUGGCUCUGUCGCGCCUGCUGACUUGACGGGGCCGUUGCUGGACGGAGUUAAGGCUUACACGGAGACGAAGUCGGGCGAGGUGCAGGUUUCAACCAGGUCGUUCAAGGGCGUCGCGAUCAAGUCAACCACAUCGGUCUUCGUUGUAAUUGACAAGAUCAUCACGCUGUACGGACUGCGCAUGGUGUAUGUGGACAAGCUGCUGUGUUUGUGCGCCGCCUUUAUCGCAAAUACUGACCGGACACUCCGCGAAACACUUUAUCAACUUUGUGUACUCCUCUUCCGCAUUACUCAGAACGGCGAUCUCUUCGCCUCCCUGAUCAAGCAGAAACCGAUUCUGACGGAGGUCGAGUCCCGCUGUGCCCAAUACAAGGACCAACCACCGCUCAAACCGCAACGCAAACUCUUCGCGCCGCCUCCCCCCAAUAAUGCCGGUCAAACCGCCGCCGUAGACCGUGCCCCAGAAGAGGACGGGCCCAGCGACUUGGAGAACUACUUGCCCGCCGUGGACUUGCUGGGCAGCCACUUCAGCAGCGAGACCUUCGAGAAAAAGUACAAAGAACUAUCCUCCUGGAGCCUGCGCAAAGAGUAUUUGGAUAACUUUGUCAAGCCACUCGAAACAAAUAAGCGCAUCAAGACCGAUUCUCUGGUGCCCGCCAACUUGCGCGCCGUAGUCAACCUGCUCGUCUACAUCGUCGAUCAUGAGACCAAUAUUGCCGUACAAACCGUCGCCGUUCGCGCAGCCGCCGCAGUCGCGACAGGCUUGAAGGAACACCUGGGAGUCGAACUCAGUCGCGCCGUCGUCAAACAUCUCGUGGUCCGACUUCGUGAUAAAAGUAAACCGCUGCAGACCGCCAUUUUGGAGUGCUUGACCACGGUCUGUUCACACUGCUGCAGCCUCGACCUCCUAACCGAUGACGUUGCCACUGUCAUUGAUUCCGGCAAAAACCCCCAGCAGCGUCUGCUGCUGUUAGAAUGGCUCGGACACGUUAUUCCAAACACAUCUCAUGAAAUAAUGUCCAAAUGCCUCAAACGGAUUGUGGGCGCUGCAGUUGAAUGCAUUGCAGAUCAGCAAGUAGACAUACGCUCUGCAGCAGGAAUGGUCGUCAUCCAAUGUUCAGAUUUCAACGAAAGAAUCGUAAGCCUAGCCAUCGACCAAGUGAAAGACCCCAAGAAAAAGACCACGCUCAAGGAAGUACUCGCCAGGGCGGGAAAAAACCUGGCUAGUCCGGGUCGCAGAAGUCCAGGCCAUCACACCGCCGGCCUCUCAACUGCUGGCGCCUACCCUAGCUCCGGCAGCUUCACCCAGUCGCCUCUGGUCAAAAAACCAUCAGCGACCGCGGCUAAAGGGGCGUCCUUCAAAACCAGUUCCUACGACCAUGAGAAACCAGGGGCUGCAACGCACGCGGCUGCAACGCCAGGGAAUACUGGAGGGGGUGCUAACCAACCCGGCCAUCCCGCUGUCACCGGCCCAAAUCUCUCGGGGGAGAACCUGGUCGCCUUCAAGGAGCUGCUGGAAGCCACAGAAUUCAUUGAUGUUCAGGAUGUCAUGGACGAUGUAACAUCCGCCAGCUGGAAGACGAGACUUACCGGAUACGAGUUAAUUAAGGAUCAUUUUGUCAAUGUAAUCUUUUCCCUGUUCUUGCUGCCGUUCUCACUGCCCCGCUGCGCUGUCGCAUCCUAG